Molecule: messenger RNA, 548 nt
Organism: Saccostrea cuccullata (small rock oyster)
Lineage: Eukaryota; Metazoa; Mollusca; Bivalvia; Ostreida; Ostreidae
Product: multiple epidermal growth factor-like domains protein 10
Exons: 5
Molecular function (GO): scavenger receptor activity
Source: RefSeq, a predicted model, not a curated record
AAUGUUCUGCGGGGUUUUAUGGGAAGAACUGCGGUCAGAGAUGCAGCGAGAAUUGCUUUAUUACAAAUAGAUGUGACCGGUUUACAGGGGAGUGUAUGGGGAAAUGUAAACCAGGCUGGAAGGCAACCAGAUGUUCACAGAAAUGUGAGGGAGGUACGUACGGUGUUGACUGCCGUCAGAUCUGUGGUCACUGUCUCAAUGGAUCAGUUUGUUACCACGUGAACGGAACAUGUGGAGAGGGAUGUUCUCAUGGAUUUCGUGGGGCGACAUGUAUGACAGGAUACUUUGGUACAAACUGCAAGGGAAACUGUAAGGCUUAUUGUGGCGGAAACAAAACCUGUGACGUCAUCACCGGUGUUUGUGAUGAGAGCUGUAUAGAGGGGCUACGAGGACCUCUUUGUAAUGAAGAAACUAUUCUUAGCAGAAAUGCGUCUGACAAUUGUGAUCUAAGCACCACUAGUAUCAUUAUAAGCAUAGUAAUCUCUUUAUUCGUUGUUCUGACUGGAAGUAUUCUUAACUUUAUCAUAUUGAAGAGGAAAAACGCUUAA